Molecule: messenger RNA, 2955 nt
Organism: Heterocephalus glaber (naked mole-rat)
Lineage: Eukaryota; Metazoa; Chordata; Mammalia; Rodentia; Bathyergidae
Source: RefSeq, a predicted model, not a curated record
GCGUCGGCGCCCGGCUCGCUCCAGCUGUCCGGGUUCAGCCGGGCUUCGGGGGAGCAUGGCACAGGAGCUGCACCACCCCGAGUUCGCCCGCGCCGGCAGGCAGGCGGGGCUGCAGAUCUGGAGGAUCGAGGAGCUGGAGCUGGUCCCGGUGCCCGAAGGCGCGCACGGCGACUUCUUCGUGGGCGACGCCUACGUGGUGCUGCACACCGCGCGGACCAGCCGGGGGUUCGCCUACCGCCUGCACUUCUGGCUGGGAAAGGAGUGCUCGCAGGAUGAGAGCACGGCCGCUGCCAUCUUCACCGUCCAGAUGGACGACUACCUGGGAGGCAGGCCGGUGCAGAGCAGGGAGCUCCAGGGCUUCGAGUCCACAGACUUCGUGGGCUACUUCAAAGGAGGCCUGAAGUACAAGGCUGGAGGUGUGGCAUCAGGACUCAACCAUGUUCUCACCAACGACCUGUCGGCCCAGAGGCUCCUGCACGUGAAGGGGCGCAGAGUGGUCAGGGCCACUGAAGUUCCCCUCAGCUGGGACAGUUUCAACAAGGGCGACUGCUUCAUCGUAGACCUUGGCUCUGAAUUGAACUCAGGACCUUGUGCUUGCGAGGAAAUUUACCAGUGGUGUGGUUCCUCAUGCAACAAAUAUGAGCGUCUGAAAGCAAGCCAGGUUGCCAUUGGCAUUCGAGACAAUGAGAGGAAAGGAAGAUCUCAGCUCAUUGUGGUGGAAGAAGGAAGUGAACCUUUGGGACUUAUUGAGGUUUUAGGGAAAAAGCCAGAGCUUCGUGAUGGAGACAGUGAUGAUGACGCCAUAGCAGACAUCAGUAACAGGAAGAUGGCGAAGCUGUACAUGGUUUCAGAUGCAAGUGGCUCCAUGAAAGUGACGGUGGUGGCUGAAGAAAAUCCCUUCACAAUGGCAAUGCUGCUUUCUGAAGAAUGCUUUAUUUUGGACCAUGGUGCUGCAAAACAAAUUUUUGUAUGGAAAGGUAAAGAUGCUAAUCCCGAAGAGAGGAAGGCUGCAAUGAAGACAGCAGAAGAAUUUCUACAGCAAAUGAAUUACUCCACCAAUACUCAAAUUCAGGUUCUUCCAGAAGGAGGUGAGACACCAAUCUUCAAACAGUUUUUUAAAGACUGGAAAGAUAAAGAUCAGAGUGAUGGCUUUGGGAAAGUUUAUGUCACAGAGAAAGUGGCUCGAAUAAAACAAAUUCCAUUUGAUGCCUCAAAGUUACACAGUUUUCCGGAGAUGGCAGCCCAGCACAAUAUGGUGGAUGAUGGUUCUGGCAAAGUGGAGAUUUGGCGUGUAGAAAGCAAUGGUAGAAUUGAAAUUGACCCAAACUCCUAUGGUGAGUUCUAUGGUGGUGACUGCUACAUUAUCCUCUACACUUAUCCCAGGGGGCAGAUCAUCUACACGUGGCAGGGAGCAAAUGCCACACGAGAUGAACUGACCAUGUCUGCGUUCCUGACUGUCCAGUUGGAUCGGUCCCUGGGAGGGCAGGCUGUGCAGGUCCGAGUCUCCCAAGGCAAAGAGCCUGCUCACCUGCUGAGUUUGUUCAAAGACAAACCACUCAUUGUUUACAAGAAUGGGACAUCCAAGAAAGGCGGACAGGCCCCGGCUCCGCCUGUGCGCCUCUUUCAAGUCCGGAGAAACCUGGCAUCUGUUACCAGGAUUGUGGAGGUACCGUCACUGUCGCCCACUCAGGUUGAUGUUGAUGCAGAUUCAUUGAAUUCCAAUGAUGCCUUUGUUCUGAAACUGCCCCGCAAUGCUGGCUACACCUGGGUAGGAAAAGGUGCCAGCCAGGAGGAGGAGAAGGGAGCAGAGUAUGUGGCAAAUGUUCUGGGGUGCAGCACUGCAAGGAUUCAGGAAGGCAAGGAGCCAGAGGAGUUUUGGACCUCCCUCGGAGGGAAGAAAGAAUACCAGACCUCGCCACUGCUGGAAACGCAGGCUGAAGACCAUCCGCCCCGGCUCUAUGGCUGCUCCAACAAAAGCGGAAGGUUCACUAUUGAGGAGGUUCCAGGAGAGUUCACCCAGGAUGACUUAGCAGAGGAUGACGUUAUGCUACUAGAUGCUUGGGAACAGAUAUUUAUUUGGAUUGGCAAAGAUGCCAAUGAAGUUGAGAAAACAGAAUCACUGAAGUCUGCCAAAAUGUACCUUGAGACAGAUCCUUCUGGAAGAGAUAAGAAGACUCCAAUUGUCAUCAUAAAACAGGGACAUGAGCCACCCACAUUCACAGGCUGGUUUCUGGGCUGGGAUUCCAGUAGGUGGUAAAUUGAUUUUUGUUAAAAAAUAAACAAGCGUUAGAGGCACAUUAAAGGCAGUUGUCUCAUUGCUGGUGGGGAGGGGGUGCUUUUUGUUUGUUUGGCUUUAGAAAAUUAACCUCAGCCAAAUGGCUAUUUUUAUGCCAAGUAUUGGUUAAAAUUCUUUUUAAAGGAAAUUUUGUAUGUUAAUAUAUUGAAAUAACCUAAAGUAAAGUUUUGUUAAGGGAUAAUAUUAGCUGUUCUGAAAACAGGUUUAUACCUUUUUAUAUGACCUUUUAAAAACAAAAUGCUUUGUAUUUUCUAGGGAAUUUGUCAGGUAGGAAAUUUUAUAAUUUAGCAAACCUUAGCCAGACUUGUUCUUUAAUAUGCCAGAGAAGAAAGCCAUUGUACCUUUGAAGUUUUUCUCUUUCCUAUGUAUUGUCUUCAAAAUAAUUGUAUAUUUUCAGUAAGGUUUAUGUUAAAAUGGCUUUAAAAAUGUGUUAUUUGCUUUCUUUAGUCAAUGUGACUUUGAUACCAUUAACUCCUAAGUGUCAUCUUCCAAAAGAAACUUUCUCUUGUUGCUUUUUGAAGUCACAGCUCUUUCAUGGUAAAUUGUGUUCUUAGCAGUUUAGCUGUAUGUAUUUGACUGUACAUGUUUACUAUUACAGCAGAUACACACAGAAAACUUUACUAAUGCGCUUUCAUCAUUAAAAUACAUCUUUCUGAAAA